AUGGUGCCCACAGGAAUGUUUUCCUUUUCUUCUCAAACAGGACCAUCGGACCCCUUGAGUGGUUCGUGGGAAACGACAGGAGAAGGUGCACAGAACUUCCAAGACUUCUCAGACAACGGAUCUGCCCAUCCGGGAGACUCCGAGGACUUUUCUUUCCAAGUUGAUGGCCACAUCACGCCCAGAGGACAGGGCCAAGCCACCGAGGACCUGCAGAGCAAGUGGACUGCUGCCGCGCCCACCACAACCGUGGUGCCCGCUGGUGGUGAGCCGAUGCGAAGAGGGACUUCGCGCAGCUCGACCGGAAGCCGCAAGCACAGGAUUACCAAGAUCAUAUCCCCCAAGACCCGACCCAGAAUGACUUCUGCGGCGUCGUCUCAAGUAUCUGCCCAACUGUCCUCCAUGGACAUCACAGGUAAUGCUACAAUCUUCAACGGAUCCCAGCACAGCGCCCAAUUGAUGGACGUGAACCCCUACUUCCUGGACACGGACACGAGCGCCGUCUCGUCGCAGUGGUUUAACUCCGUGGAGCUCGGCAUGGUUUCUGACGGCCUCCCGUCUGCCGACUUGAACAUGCACGUUGUGCCUGCUCAGAUGCAGCUUGACCCUGACUCGAGCCUGGGUGCUCACUCUCCUUCUGCCUCGUGGAACUCUUUCAGCCCUGCGGAGUCCCAUCUAUCCUCGCCAGCUGGAAGCACUGAGGAUUCCUGGUUGUCCGCCCCCCUCAUGUCCUCGCCCUCUCACUCGGAGCACGUCUCCCCCAUUAUUCAAAGCCAGUCUCCAAGCCUAGAGUCAGCCUCUGACUCGACACUUCUGUACAGCGCCAACGGGAAGUUCAUGGGAGACGAACUCGCGGGAAGUGUCCUCACCAUUGUUGGCGAUGGCGCUCUGCCCCCUACUUUCCCCAGCCGCCGGCCUACCAACGAGGGUGACUCCGCCCGGGACCACCCUCUGUACAAGAAUGCUACCCCGCAAGCCGAUGGCCUGUUCCACUGCCCGUGGGAAGGAGAAUCCAGCUGCAACCACAAGCCCGAGAAGCUCAAGUGCAACUACGACAAGUUCGUGGACUCCCACCUGAAGCCCUACCGCUGCAAGAUUGACUCCUGCGAGAACGCCCGUUUCUCUUCCACUGCCUGUCUGCUCCGACACGAGCGUGAGGCCCACGCCAUGCACGGUCACGGCGACAAGCCUUUCCUGUGCUCUUACGAGGGAUGCGACCGCGCCAUGCCCGGCAACGGAUUCCCCCGCCAGUGGAACCUCAAGGACCACAUGCGCCGCGUUCACAAUGACAAUGGAGUCCCCGGAUCCCCUACCAGCACCAGCAACGGACAGCAGAGCUCCAAGGGCCGCAAGCGCAAGGAUGCGCCUAAGGCCGUCGGACCUGUCCCUCCCUCUCGCAAGGUGACUGCCAAGGCCGCUGUCGUGGAGGCUGCUGCCAAGGAGGAGCCAUCCUCCAAGCCCCUCAUUGACGAGUGGAUGUCCCACCGCCAGGCUCUCGAGGAAAUCAUCCGCGGCCUCCAGGAACCCGAGGACACCCGGAACGUCCAGCUCAUUCAGGAUGCCCAGAACCACCUGUCUGCCAUGGGCAAGAUCGGAUACAACCUGAGCCCGCCUCAGCCAAUGGAUACCAAGAUGUCCUUCCACCGGAACUUCGUCCAGGCCGGAUGA
Colletotrichum spaethianum is the source of this 1665-nucleotide messenger RNA. RefSeq lists its product as uncharacterized. The record is from RefSeq and is a predicted model, not a curated record. Bases 1 to 1665 code for a protein of 554 amino acids. The transcript is spliced from 3 exons. NCBI's taxonomy places the organism in Eukaryota, Fungi, Ascomycota, Sordariomycetes, Glomerellales, Glomerellaceae.